Schizosaccharomyces cryophilus OY26 is the source of this 1778-nucleotide messenger RNA. RefSeq lists its product as uncharacterized. NCBI's taxonomy places the organism in Eukaryota, Fungi, Ascomycota, Schizosaccharomycetes, Schizosaccharomycetales, Schizosaccharomycetaceae. The transcript has a single exon. The coding region runs from base 382 to 1461 and encodes 359 amino acids. The record is from RefSeq and is a predicted model, not a curated record.
GCGAAAGCGAGGGGAAUACAUUCCAAAUUCGUCAUUACUUACUUGCCUUCAGCAAACUUUUUUCUUAGGAAAUAACAUUCUCAAAAUGCGAGAUUUUCAGUUUGGUAAACGAGGCUUAUUUUUAUUUUCAUUUGGUAUACGCUGUUUACAUUGAUUAAAGCAGAUCUUGAGCUUGGUAUUUCAAAUUCUGAAGUUCCUUCUGAUAAUGUCAAAGACGAUUUUAAAAACUUUCAGUUCAGAAUUGAUUGCCAAUGGGUAAAUGCCGACGAAAAACGUCCAAAGUAUAAUUAUUUCGAUAGCUUUGACAAUGCAGCUGAAGAAAUUGCUGUCACUUACUUUCCAGCCGAAGAAUGGAAAGUAGCUCUUGGUGAUAGCGAAGCGAUGAAAGACCCUUUUUCCCAGAUUAUUAAGGAACGCGGAAAGUUUUCUAUAUCCCAAUACAUCCGCCCUGAUGAGAGAGAUACUUUGACUGGUCCAUUUCCUUCUAGCGGCGGUUCUGUCUAUACUUUCACCUUUGCAUCCAACUUUACCCACCCAAACCACCGCUAUAUAGAAUUUGAGGAAAAGGUCCCAAACACAUUUUGCUUUGCUUCAAGACCAGUCUCAAAGAAUGGAUCAAAUAAUUAUCUUGAUUCAAUUUGGAGCUAUAAACGUUUCAUUUCUAGUCUUGAUGAUGAUUCUGCUCCAAAAGAUGCUCCUUACUACAGCCCUUUAAUAUUUACCUUUGGAUUCCUUUUGCUCGCUAUUUACUGGAUUUAUGCGAUGGUUUCUCAGCGAUCAAAGGUUCUCCCAGCGCAAUAUGGACUUUUGCUACUCACCAUUAGCUCUGCUUUUGGAACUCCAUUUUUCUUUUGGUGGACAGGAUCUUGUAAUGACACAGAUUCAAGCCUUUGCACUCCUUCGAUAGUUGGAGAUGUCAAGGAGUCGUUUGAUAUAUUUAUUGAGCGUCUGGUACUAUAUUUUGUAGCUUUCGGUUUUGGAGUAUGGCGUCUAACUCGAGGCAAUUUAGUUUCGGGAGGUACGAUCUUGCUACUUAUCCCUGUAGUGUUCCGUACCGUCCUUAAAUUAAUCUAUUGGAAGUUUGGGAUAUUUGAAACAUCCUUUUAUUUGAUUGAUGAGUUUUUGAAUGACUCGAGCAACAAUUUAAUUUGGAUGUAUGCAAUUUAUUAUUUAUACCAAACAUAUACAUCUACAACUUACAUGAAAUCGAAGUACUCCAUAAGGUUGGUAAAACAAUCUCUUUUUUAUUGUGUCGGUAUGAUUACAUUGCGUCCUUUUGUAUCGGCAUAUUUAACUACAGUGACAUUGUGGACUCCCGUUUCUUUAACUCCAAACGUAGGUGACUUUAUACAUUGGAUAAUCCGUUAUGGAGCAGAAGUUAUGAUUCCUUGCUAUAUAUGGCGCCCUUCACAGAAUGAAUUGGUCUGUUACAAUGAGGAAGAAUAUACAGAGUCCAAAUGAACCAAGAUACGAAGUCUAAAUGCCUUAUUUUACCCAGCUACUAAGCGAUGAAUUGGAAAUUUCAUCUAUGAUUUUUUUAAUCGUGGCAGAUACCCAUAAUUUGAUGUUGUUAUUCAUGUAUUUUUUAUGUUUAAAUUUCAACUCAAAACAUACCCAACAGUUAUGAUUUACUAUUCAUCGAGAAUUCAUAGUAAGUAAAUUUAUAAUAAUUGAGCAAAGCCGUUUACAAACCUUUUCUCUGUGAACUAAGCCUUUGAGUCUCGUAAAAUCUAGUAGGAAUCGAUGAACGUUCUUAUGACUUGUCAAUAAAAAAGCGA